Solanum pennellii is the source of this 1444-nucleotide messenger RNA. RefSeq lists its product as uncharacterized. Gene Ontology annotation, cellular component: plasma membrane. The record is from RefSeq and is a predicted model, not a curated record. The transcript has 2 exons. Bases 185 to 1081 code for a protein of 298 amino acids. Lineage: Eukaryota; Viridiplantae; Streptophyta; Magnoliopsida; Solanales; Solanaceae.
UUCAUACUUGCGUUCUCUCUUCCACAUUUUAAUUCCAAAAAUUUCGCCUUUGUGCUUUUUUGAGUUUAUAUCUCUGUAAUUUCUGAAUCUCCAUUUUUUCCUAAAAUCUCCUAGAAAAAAACAAUUCGUCCUCUCUCCCUUUCUUUUUGAUAAAAGAAAGGAGGGAAGGGGACGAAUUAUAACCAUGACAGAUUCUUCAGGUGAUGAUAAAAAAGAUGAAACAAAACCUGUUUUAGGUUAUCCUGAACAAUUUUCUCAAUCGGAUCAUAAUAUUGCCUCGCCUUAUCCCAAUCCGGCCUAUCACUAUCCUCCACCAUAUGAUCAACAUCUAUAUCAAUACCCCUAUUAUUACUACCCAAAUUACCAAUCCAAUUACUAUAACGAUGACGACAACAACAAUAACAAUAUCUCGCAACCCCAAUUAUCUAACGUACCCCCUCCGCGACGAAAAAUUAUAACUUUUUGUCGUGUCUUUUUUUGCCUUAUCGUCGUUCUAAUAUUGAGUUUCAGUAUUUUUUUCGUAGUUCGAAUUUGGAAAAAUUACGCAUAUUACCCUUCAUUUGAGGUUGUAUCAUUUAUUGUACAUUCUUUCAACAUAUCAAAUCCCACCAAUAAGUUAACAGUGGAUUGGGAAGUAGAUGUGAGUGUGAGGAAUUCAAAUAGGAAAGUGGAAAUUAGUUUUGAGUACAUAUCAACUAGCUUGAUGUACAAGUUACAACUACUUGAAUCGUCAUUUAGCGCGCCUUUCAAAGUGUCUACAAAAAGUAAUACUAAGUUUCAUGUCGAUUCUAAUAUUCCAAAUCCAAAUCAGGUGAAAAUAGGAGGACUUGUGGUCGAUGAAAUGGCUCGAGAUUUGAGAAGAGGUGACAACUUGUUAAUUGAUUUGAGAAUAGAAGCAAAAAUACUAAAUCAAGGUCCCGGCAUUCGCUUCGAAAGAGAUUUGUAUCUAUCAUGUGAUGAUUUAAUUUUGAAUUUCAAGAAUUCAACUAGCUUGCCAGAGUGGGAUGGGAGAAUAAAUAAUUACAAAUCGAAAUGCGAAUACGACGAAACUUGGUGGGAUGCCAUAUGGGAACCUUGGUGAAAUUUCAUGUACACAUCAACCAAUAAGAAGGAUAGGCCACAAGUGACCUUAUUGCCUAUAUCUUAUAACAUCGAGGAGCAUGAUGAGAUGAAUUCUUCGUUAUUAUAUAAGUAGAGUCUCGCGUUUCAAAUAUUCUUGAAAAUGAAGAAACUUCGGAUACAGAUCGCUUCUUUAUAUGUAUAUAUUUUCACCAACCGUAAACAUGUAUUUUUUUUUCUUUUUUAUUUAGUCAAGUUUGAUAUACUUAAGCUAGUAUAUUAGGUAUCAACCACAAAACCUAGAGUGAUAAAGCAUAGACAUGAAUAUUACAAAUAGUUUAAGUUAUAUACUAUGUAUUAUGUAUAAAAGUUUUUUUUUAGGUCA